Messenger RNA from Indicator indicator, 1386 nucleotides. It is a transcript of the gene QTMAN, whose product is annotated as glycosyltransferase like domain containing 1. Gene Ontology annotation, molecular function: glycosyltransferase activity. NCBI's taxonomy places the organism in Eukaryota, Metazoa, Chordata, Aves, Piciformes, Indicatoridae. Bases 1 to 1386 code for a protein of 461 amino acids. The record is from RefSeq and is a predicted model, not a curated record. The transcript has 9 exons.
AUGAGUGUGCUUCUCAUAGAAGCCUUUUAUGGUGGCUCCCACAAACAGCUGAUGGAUCUUCUCCAAGAAGAGCUACGAGAUGACUGUGUCCUCUGUACACUGCCUGCCAAGAAGUGGCAUUGGAAAGCACGGACUGCUGCUCUUUAUUUCAUGCAAACAGUGCCAGCAAGCACCAAUUACAGGAUCCUCUUUGCAAGCUCGGUGCUUAACCUGGCUGAACUCGCUGCCCUCCGCCCUGACCUUGGCAAAUUGAAAAAGGUUCUCUACUUCCAUGAGAACCAAUUGGCAUAUCCUGUCCAGAAAUGCCAGGAAAGGGAUUUUCAGUAUGGAUACAACCAGAUUCUUUCAUGUUUGGUCGCUGAUGUCGUGGUGUUCAACUCGGCUUUUAACAUGGAAUCCUUUCUUACAUCCAUUGGAAGAUUUAUGAAGCUGAUUCCUGACCACAGACCCAAGGAUUUGGAAAAAAUAAUCCGACCCAAGUGCCAAGUUCUUUAUUUUCCAGUCAGGUUUCCUGAUGUGAGCAGGUUCAUGCCAGAACAUAAGCUUGCCCAUUUGGAGAAGGUAAUUGCUGUUAAAAGACAUGGAGAUGCUUAUCAAUCAGAGGGCCUGCCUGGCCAGCAGAAUGGCAGAGCUUUAAUGAGAAACAGCAACACACACCAUGAGUCUGGACUUUGUGAAGCCCAGCCUGGACUUGAUACCACACAGCUCGAGGGGCUGCCUUCCCCAGUAACAGCACCAGUGAGACUGAGCAAGUCUGAAGCAUCAGAGAGUACAAAUCCUUGUCAAGAAGAAGAUAAGCAACGUUUGACUUUUAACCUCUCUAAUACCUUGAGUGGACUGGACGAUCAGCAAAGACCUUUACACAUUGCCUGGCCUCACAGGUGGGAACAUGACAAAGAUCCUGAAACUUUCUUUAAAGUCCUGCUGCAGCUGAAAGAGAAAGAUCUCCCUUUUCAUGUCUCUGUCCUUGGAGAGACUUUCACUGAGGUUCCAGAUAUCUUUUCAGAAGCCAAAAAAGCCUUGGGAUCUUCUGUCUUGCACUGGGGCUACUUAGCCAGCAAAAAUGACUAUUUCCAGGCUCUGUGUAUGGCUGAUGUUGUCAUCUCUACAGCUAAACACGAAUUCUUUGGCGUGGCAAUGAUCGAAGCUGUCUAUUGUGGCUGCUAUCCGCUGUGUCCCAAAGCCUUGGUGUAUCCAGAGAUAUUUCCAGCUGAAUAUCUGUAUUCUACACCUGAACAGCUUUUUAAAAGGCUUCAGAAUUUCUGCAAGAGGCCAGAUAUUGUAAGGAAACAUCUCUAUAAGGGCGAGACGGCUGGCUUUGCUUGGGCAGCGCUCGGCGGUAAAUUCAGGUCUCUGCUCGCAGCAGAACCAAGGGAAGAUUUGUGA